Molecule: messenger RNA, 1935 nt
Organism: Planococcus citri (citrus mealybug)
Lineage: Eukaryota; Metazoa; Arthropoda; Insecta; Hemiptera; Pseudococcidae
Product: UDP-glucosyltransferase 2-like
Exons: 5
Coding region: 194-1774 (526 amino acids)
Molecular function (GO): UDP-glycosyltransferase activity
Source: RefSeq, a predicted model, not a curated record
UUAUCAUGUUAUCAGUCAAUUACUUCGAAAAACAAAACCGUUUUUCAACUCGGUCAAUUAAGGUUUAUUAAAACAGCUACAUAUGCUGCACUGGUGUAGUCGAUUGUUGUGUCUUUACGAGACGAAAGCUCGUACCAGUGUUCUUGCUAUCUCAAAUUUCUUACGUUAAACGUUAUUUUAUCGAAACAUAAAAAUGACCAUGACCAUGACCAAGAUAACUGCAACGUUCAUCCCACUCAUCAUCUUAUUUCUGUUCUUCAUAAACACCUCAAACAGUGCUAAAAUAUUAUACCUUUAUCAUCUCGGCUGCAGGAGUACCAUAUCGAUGCAUCAAACCAUCACCAAAAUUCUACUAAAAAAUCAUCACGAGAUAAUCGCCAUAAGCCCUCUGCCACUGGACGAUAAAGAGACCCCAGCCAACUACACCGAUCUAGGAGUACACGAUCAUUUUCAAAAAUACAUCGAUCACUUCUCCUUGGAUGAUGCACUCACGAGCACAUAUGCGAAUCGAAAAAUCGUGUACGAGAACCAUAUUCCAAACUGUGAAAACCUUUACAAAAACGUCGAACUAAUCAAAAAGCUGAAAAACCUCAAAAUUGAUCUCAUUUUAUUAGAAAUAGACAGCGCAGAAUGUUUUCUACCUUUUGUAGCUCAAUUCCAGGCACCGAUAAUUGGAAUAUCCACACUGUAUUUUUUAUUCCCCGAAUUCGACGGAGUUAUGGGUAACCCGAUGAAUCCAUCCCAUAUACCGAUUCCUUUCAGCGCAUUGACUCCGCAAAUGGAUUUUUUCCAGAGAAUGGAAAAUACCAAGGAUUACGUGUUGCAUUUGUUGAUCAGUUGGUAUUAUACCAAUCAAGCGGAUACCAUGGCUGCUAAGUAUAAUCUGAGAAGUCCUCCGAUUCGAGAAAUAUACGAUCGAAUUGCGUUGGUGUUUUCUAACAGUCAUUCUAGUUUUUUGCCUAAGCCAAUGGCACCCAGUACUGUGGAUAUUGGUGGAAUUCAUAUCGGAAAUUCUUCGCCAUUACCGAAGGAAAUUCAAACAUUAAUUGACGAUUCAACCGAAGGAGUAAUAUACUUGAGCUUAGGAUCAGUUGCAAAAUUCAGUGGACUAUCAAAACGAAUGCACGAUUCGUUCACGAACGUAUUGGAGCAAAUACCCUAUCGAGUCAUCUGGAGACAUGACAAACCAGAAAUGGUUUCAAAUGUCACGAAAAAUAUUCUAGUUCAAAAGUGGUUCCCCCAAAAAGAUAUUCUAGCUCACCCAAAAGUCAUCCUGUUUAUAACCCAUAGCGGAAUUUUGAGCACAUUCGAAGCUAUCUAUUUUGGAGUACCCAUGUUAACUUUCCCAAUCUUAUACGAUCAAUUUACAAAUGCAGCUUUGAUACAAAGUAAAGGAAUCGGUCUUCCUUUAGAAUUGAACAAUUUCAACGAGCUUUCUCUGACGCUAGGCAUCGACCAAGUCAUCAAUAAUCAAACGUAUCGAGAAAAUAUCAAAAAACUAUCGAAUAUUUUCAAAGAUAGACCUCUGAAUCCUCAAGAUACGUUGAUUUAUUGGGUAAACUAUGUAUUAAGGCAUAAGGACGUUUCGUAUUUAAAACCUACCGGAUCGAAGUUACCAUUUUAUCAGUAUUUAUUAUUAGAUGUUAUAUCAUUUUUGACAGUGACGAUGAUUUUAACUAGCUACAUUAUUUAUUUGACUCUAAAAACGAGUACUUCGAUAUUGAAGAGGUUGUUAUUAAGUAAUAAGCAAAUAAGUAAGACGAAAACUUCGUAAUGAUGUCAUUUUCCUACUUGUAACCAUAAAUACAAAAUAACGUGAUAUGUUCGUCUAAGUACCUUACUAUUGUAAAUAAGUGUUAUGACACGAGUGUAAUGUAAAUAUCAUAGGUCAUUUCCUAAGAACUUUUUUCAAAAAUUAAAAUUACUAAAAUGAAA